Molecule: messenger RNA, 6746 nt
Organism: Acipenser ruthenus (sterlet)
Lineage: Eukaryota; Metazoa; Chordata; Actinopteri; Acipenseriformes; Acipenseridae
Gene: rasef
Product: RAS and EF-hand domain containing
Exons: 17
Coding region: 310-2442 (710 amino acids)
Molecular function (GO): GTP binding; calcium ion binding; GTPase activity
Source: RefSeq, a predicted model, not a curated record
AAUAGCACCGGUAAAGCACAUCGAACCUGGGAGAAUGGCCACACAGAGAACUCUGUAUAAAGAACUGGGACAAUAGAUAAUUUGGGUUAUUGUGUUUCCUUAAGUGUAUUUUUUCUUUUCUUUCUUUCUUUUCUUUUUUUAAAAUCUGAAACUGUGGAUUCCACACGGUGCAGUUUGAAUUCCUACGUGGUGUCUGUAGUCUUGUUUUUUUCCUUACAAAUCAAACCUUAGAAGGAUAUAAUACUCAUUAAAAAUAAGUAAAGCCGGAUCUUUUCAUAAACCACAUUGGCGGGACCGUUUUCUUGCUUAAUGGAGGAAGAAGAGGAUUUGGACAGACUGCGCUUUCUUUUUGACGCUUGUGAUGCGAAUAAUUCUGGGAGGAUAGAAAAAGAGGAGUUUUUCUCGGUUUGCUCAGAGCUGAAGGUCCACCCUGCUGAGAUCGAGUGUAUUUUUACCAAGCUGGACGUGGACAGGGACGGAUCAAUCAACUUUGAGGAGUUUGCUAACGGAUUUGAAGCAGUAUCAGACCUGAUCGACCUGGGAAGGAUGGAAAGCGAUAAUGAUGGGCACAACUUAAGACAGGCAUGGGAGGCAUUUCAGCAGAGACUUGGGGAAGAGGCUAAAUUCAUCCCGAGAGAAGAACAAGUUGCUACCUUGUACCAAAACAUCAACCUAACAGAACCCCGACUGGUGCAUCACUAUGAGCAGGUCAUCAUGAACUUCAUUAGAGAAAUCAAGCUGCAAAACUCAGAAAUGGAGAAUCUGGCACUAGCAGUGAAAAGAGCCCAGGAUAAAGCAGCUAUGCAGCUGAGUGAAAUGGAGGAAGAAAUGGACCACCGGAUACAGGCAGCUGAGAACAAAAUUAGACAAGCAGAAGCCAAAAAAGCUGAAGCUGCUCUAGGUGACCUCAAGCGUCAGUAUGAUUCAGAAGUUUGUGAACUGCAGGUCAAAAUGAAGAAACUGAAAAUGGUAGAAGAACAAUACAAACAUAUCAAUCUGAAGGACGAAGUUGUUGGAUUAAAAAGGAAAAUCAAUGAAUUAACGCUGGAAAACCAGCAACUGAAAAGAGAACUCCUUGGGUCUCAAACAAACAUUGCAUUCCUUCAGAGUGAGCUGGAUUCUUUGAAAUGUGAAUACGCCGAUCAGAGUUUAAACCUCGAACAGGAUAAAGCAAUGAUAAAAGGGUAUACAGAUGAAAGAGAUAAUCUUGCCCGACAAAUAGGGAUACUUCAAUCAGCUAACAGGAAACUCCAUGACAGCAAUGAUGGCCUAAGAAGUACACUGGAAAAUAGUUUAAGCAAAUACAAUAAAUCUCUGCGUGUUCAUAACACCUCCCCAGGAAAUACCAUUUCUUAUUCAAGUCCGAAAUUUAGUGGUCGUCAAUCUCCAUUUAAUGAUAGUUUAUCUAACUUCGCCAGGUCCUCUCACUCUUCCUACAUGGAUGAGGACUGUGACAUGCUGGCGAUGUGUGACCCAAUGCGCAGGGUAAGCUGUGAGGUGGAGAGCCUAGCAGAGAGCUGCUUUGACAGUGGCCUCUCAACCCUCCGAGACUCCAAUGACUGUGACUCUGAGGUGGAGUUCAGGCUUCAAAAGAACUUCCAAAGGUCACACGAGACGCCAGAGAACUUCGGGGGAGAUGCUUCUGAUACAGAUGUGCCAGAGAUCCAUGAUGAAGUGGCUUACAGUUCUGACGGCAACAGUUCAGUACUAGACUGGAAACCAACAACACCAAUCAACAGGAGAAAUUCUUUAACUUCCGUCUCAACGCGAAAGUGCAUCUCUGCCAUAUCACCACAAGCAGACAAUAGAGAUUUCAAAUACCCUAAUUCUGAGAAAGCCUACAAGGUUGUCUUAGCUGGAGAUGCAGCCGUGGGCAAGUCCAGCUUCCUGCUGAGGCUUUGUAAAAAUGAGUUCCGUGGAAACACUAGUGCCACACUAGGUGUUGACUUUCAAAUGAAGACGCUGGUUGUUGAUGGAGAACCUACAGUUUUACAGCUGUGGGAUACUGCGGGACAGGAAAGAUUUCGAAGUAUUGCAAAAUCCUAUUUCAGACGAGCAGAUGGAGUUUUAUUGCUGUAUGAUGUAACCUGUGAAAAAAGUUUCCUGAACAUACGAGAAUGGGUGGACAUGAUUGAGGACGUAUCCCAAGGGGAGAUCCCCAUCAUGCUAGUGGGAAACAAGGCUGAUCUGCGUGAGCAAGCCAUAGAGGAAGGAAUAAAGUGUAUCCCAAUCAGCUAUGGAGAAAAGCUUGCAAUGGCCUACAACGCCUUGUUUUGUGAAACCAGUGCUAAAGACGGUUCAAACGUUAUUGAAGCUGUGCUUCACUUGGCUCGCAAUGUGAAAAAGCAGAGUACCAAUAAAGAUGAUUUAGACUCAGUUACCAACUUAUCAGGGGUGAAUAGUAAGAAACCAACAAACAUGAAGACAUGUUGCACAGUCUAAAAAAAAAAAAUGAAAUCAGGAUUGCUGUUGGAAGAAGCUUUUUAAAAACACAUUGACUAAGGGAUUACUUUUUACCAUUAGUGACUCAUGUGAAGACUAAAUUAACCAAAUCUCUUUACAUGCAUCUCAUUUGUAUCCCAAAAUGGUCAUGUUAUCAGCUUAUUGGAAGUACGUGCAAUGAUGGUAUUAGUGCGGGUUGUUUGGCCUAAUGCAUUUGCCAGUUAAAAAAAUGAUAAAGUUGUAAAGCAACACAAGUAGAGUUAUUAAGUACCAAAUAUGACAUGAAAGCAACAGGUAUUUCAUACCCUAAUAUUCUGUGAUGUUGUGGUAGUGCAGUGUGCUUCCCACUCUUAGGUUGAGAGUAUGUAUUGAAUGUUCUGUCUUUGAAGUUGGCUUGUGUCUUUAAAGGUUAAGGGCACCCUUAUUAGAGGACUACAGUUAGAUGUUUGUUCCCUUAGUGCUUUUCACUGUAAAUGCAGCAGAAACAGUCCCACCUUAGACCCAUCCCAUUUUGUUGAACAAAGGGGAGUUGUGGGAGUUGAACCACACUCUUAUAAUAACUAUAUUUGUAUAGGAUUAGAUAAGCAACACUUUCUGGGCCCUGGAAUUUAAUUAAAUAAACAACAAUACAUUGUGAUGUUAAGUCAGCUUAAACAUAACACUUUCUAACAUUAUAAUUUUAAAUAAUAAGUAAAAAGCCCAUUUAGUUCUCACUACCGCUGUUUCUUUUAGUAUACAGUAUCAUUGACCUCCAUCUUGGACAUAUAACUCAAACCCUCUCACUGGCCUUGUUUCAUUCUAGAAGCACAACGAUAACAUUUCAGUUAAACACUGGAAUUCUUGUUCAGUAAAAUAAAUGGAAAUUAGCAGACAGGGAAUCUUCCCAUUAUAAAUAAGAGAUAAGACAACUCUAAAAGGUGAACAUUGUUUUUUUCAAAUAGUUUUGAGUGGAGUAGGAGUGUUUAAUCUAUCCAUCUAGUCGAUCUAGGAGUUGCUCGGAUAUGGUAACUUUUUGAACUGGAUGAGAUUGUAAAAAAGAUACAGAACAUUUUAUUUGUUUGCUGUAACAUCAAAAGGUAGUUCCUUUGCCUUUUGCACCCUCUUGUGGAGGAUAGGUAAAGACAGUUCAUCCUAAUAAAAGCAAUCUAUAACAUAAGAGCUAUUUAUAGAAUCUCUAUCUAUCUAUCUAUUUAUCUAUCUAUCUAUCUAUGAUAAUCAAUGGUGGCCCCUUAAGCCCCCAGCAGCAGUAGAAUCAACACUUUUCAUAUUAUUAUUAUUAUUAUUAUUAUUAUUAUUAUUAUUAUUAUUAUUAUUAUUAUUAUUAAUAGUAAUUUAUUUGGUAGGCACCUUUAUCCAAGGUGACCUAUAAGUGUUACAGGGCAGUACAGGGUUACAAAGCAAGAUUCAUAUUUAAAUACACUAUAGUUUACAGUAAGUGCAACUAAUACUACUAAAAUACAACAUGAAAUAGGAUGCAACAAGUUAGGAUUACAACAGGUUAUAUCUACAAUGACAUAUUAGUAGUGCAGUAGGGCAAGGAUAGUGCCUCAGCUGAGGGUCCAGUAAUGUGGUGCGUAGGUCAGGUGAAUACAGUGCAUAGCAGUAGGGGUGGAUCAAGAGAUCUACAAGUGCAGUCAAAACAGGUUUUCUCCAUUAGUUUAUUCUAAUAUACUUUACUGUUGCACACUGCCAGCAUAUGUUUAAAAACGGUGCUGUAUACAACAUUAAUAUAGCAUUUAGAUUUCAAGACCAUGUCACUAACAUACUUUGCAUAAAAUAUUUUCUAAAGAAAGUUGUUAAGACAGCAGAAAGGCAGACAAAUCCAUCACAUCCAAAAAUAAACUGAAGGAGUUUACCUGCACUGGGGAAAAUAAACAAAUACUGCUGGAAAAGGGCUAAAAUAAUAUAAAUAUGACAACAAACAGUAACAGAGAAAAACAACACUAACAACUAGAUUUCCAAGAGAAAGGAAGUGGUAUCAUAAUAUGACAUUUUGAAAAUAUAUCUCAGUUUAUUGAUGCUACCGGUGUCUUCUGGGAAUAGUAGUUUAUCUGGUACACGCUGAAAGGUGUUUCCAAUCAGCAGAAAUGCAGAGGAAAACUACAACUCCCCUAAUCCACGCAUGUCAACAGCGCUGGCUUCUCAUUUAACGUUGGGACUAAACAGUCAAGGGGUUUUCCACGCUAUCGAGCAGCGACACAGUUUAUUUUUUGUCGACCGUCUCAGAGAUUUUUUAAAUGUUCAUACCAUUUUUUUCUGGUCACAUUUUAAAAUUUCCUUCCACUUCACUGAUAAUCGCGCAUACUGAGGGAAGCAGUGCUUCAGCAGGGGGCAGGAGGCUGUGAGUGGCUCCUCCAAUUAAAACCAGGGGUCAGACUACAUCGUCUGCCAUUGUUAGUACUUAGGUUUGCCUCUGAGAAAAAAAAAAAACCUCUCUGGGCUCCUCCAAUUAAAAACCUGUGCUCAGAUCAUGUGAUCUGCUACUGCUAGUACUGUACUUAAUAGCAGGUAUGAGUUUAUAACAGAGGCUUGCCUCCUCUGAGGAAAAAAAAAUCCUCUCUGGGCUCCAGAAUAUGCUGUUAAUAUAGGAAUGUUUAGGUUCGUUUUCCUUAAAUUUUAGACAACAAUUGUAUUAUAUAAUUGUAUUAUAUAAUUUUGUUUUAUUGAACAUUAUUCUCCAGCUAAGAGAACACCCCUCGGGAAGCAAGCAAAGUGUUAUCAUAGCUGAAGUGUUCUCUAAGACGGAAUUGACCACCAGACACAAUAUUAAUCAAUCAAUAAAUAGAUGUUUAUUACUUGUCAUGACGCACGUGCAUCAACAUGUGAAAUGAACUGAAUAAGAAAAAAGCAACAGGUAAGUGUAUGUUAAUAAACUAUAAUAAUAAAGUAAUAGACAAACUAACGUUAAUAAACUAAUUGUCAAACUAAAUUAACACAGCACCCCUACACACGUAAAAACAUGCAGCAGCAGCUGUUUAAUUACGAAUACAUGUACAGGAGCAAUGUUAAAGACAUGCACGUUAUUUAACAGAAUGGUGAAGCAACUCACCAGAACAGGAAAUACCAAAUUGCUCGGUGACUUGUGUCUGAUUCAGGUUUUUUUCUAGAGCUCGAACAAUUUCCAACUUUGUGCAGCAAGAGAAACAGCGCCGCGUUUCACCGUUUGUUUACAUGCCAUUGUAUAGUGAUGAGGUGCAAAACGAGGCAAUGAUAAAUAACUGCGGAUCUGGAAAGGUUGAAUAAACCAAUCAGUGUGCCUCAAGACACUCUCGCGAUGGCAAGUCAAUUUUGGAAAGACUGAAUAAACCAUUUGAAUUUAAGUUUGAUAAUUAGUUAUCAGGUUACAAAUCAGUACUGUAUCAGUUGUGAACGAAUCGCUAUCGGUGCCAAAAAUGUGUUCCUGUUCCUUCGGUGGAGCAUUUACAAUGGGGAAAAAAGGUUGUUCCCAUACCUUUCAAAUUGGGCCCUGUUUCUCAAAGAACAGGAAACAAAGGCAAACUUAUGGGAAGUUUGAAUAUAUACCUUUAUGAAAUAUUUGCCAAAUGAUGCAGCAAGUGCCUCUGUUGAAAGCUUAAAAUCAAGUAUAUAUAUACAUUUAGACCAAAGUAGGUCAGACAUGGCUACAAUAUUGCAUUUAUUCACAGCCCCUUUGAUUUUAUACUAAUAUUCAAAAUGAAGGAUAUAUCCAUUAAUUUCAAACUGUAUGAAGUUAGGUACUUAUAAAGUUUAAUGUGCCAUUAUUCUGUAUUUACUUUAUAUAUUAUUUAUUGUCUUUGUGUUUACAGAAUCAAACUAUAGCAUUAUAUAUUCUUAGUUGUUUAUUUUUGCAAUUCAGAUUAAUAUGAAAUUUCAAAUAAAAAAAAAAAAACUUUGUUUUUCACAUGCUAUCUGCUCGAUAUUUAAUUUAUGAAAUAAUCCCUUUUAGACCUUUCUACUUUUUAAAGGUUUCUACAUGAGAAAUAUAUUGUACAUACGACUAUUUUUUAUGUAACUUACAAAUAGUAUUAUUGUGUUCAGUUAUAUUUACUGAUGUUUUUGUAAAGCUAAUAAAUGAUAAAUAAUGCUAAUAUAAACUCCAUUAGUUUUCAGUGAGGUUGCAGUCUGAUGUUUAUAUAAAGUUAAAUGUUUUUAAAAUGUUUUGUAUUUGCACUUUGAGUACCAUUUAGCCAAUGCUACGUCUACAUAUUGAUAUUCAUGAAAUUGUAUAACAGUGUUUCGCUGCAAGUCUAUAAUAGAAAUCAACUUUUUGCUAUGGCACUUGAUGUUGUAGUGUUUAACCUGUCACAAUACUGUUUAAAUUAUUA